CUACGAGCCCAAUCAAGCCCAUUCCUCACUCCUCUUAGACUCUCUCUCUCUCUCUCUCUCACUACAACAGCACGAAUCCAUGACGACGCUCAAAGAGAUCCUUACCCGACGGCCAGUGGCGGCGACCAUCCGCCUCACCGUCCCGGCCGGCGGCGCGCGUCCAGCUCCACCCGUGGGCCCCGCCCUAGGUCAAUACCGGCUAAACCUAAUGGCCUUCUGUAAGGACUUCAACGCUCGUACCCAGAAGUACAAACCGGACACGCCGAUGUCCGUUACCAUAACGGCGUUCAAGGACAACACGUUCGAGUUCACCGUUAAGUCGCCGUCGGUGACGUGGUACCUGAAGAAGGCCGCCGGCAUCGAGUCCGGCAGCGGCCGAACCGGCCACGUCGUCGCCUCAACCCUAACUCUAAAGCACAUUUAUGAGAUCGCCAAGGUGAAACAGUCUGAUCCUUUUUGCCAGUACAUGAGUCUUGAAGCUAUUUCGAAAUCGAUUAUGGGUACUGCUAAUACUAUGGGGAUUAAGGUUGUCAAGGAGUUGGAGUGACUGAAGUGAUUUGAGUCGUUAGGGUUUCGGUUAAAUUGUUAGUCGAGCCAUGUUACAAACACAGCAAUAUACGCAACAUUGACCGCAACAUGUCAAUGUGUCGUUACUUCGUUGGAAAUCGAAAUUAUCAAUCUACCGAAUGACCAAUGAAACAGUGUCACAUUAGCAUUAGCAUUAGCAUUAGCAUGUUGUGUUUAAUGUCGGGGAAAUUGUUAUGUUUCUAGGCUUUCUCAUUGUUAGACUGUUCAAUUGUGUUUUGACAUUUGAUGGUGUGAAAUGAUUUCUGCCUAUCAAUAAAGACUGGAGAACUAUGCUUGAUGUGGAA
This is a messenger RNA of Rhododendron vialii, 872 nucleotides long. RefSeq lists its product as uncharacterized. Gene Ontology annotation, molecular function: structural constituent of ribosome; large ribosomal subunit rRNA binding. The record is from RefSeq and is a predicted model, not a curated record. The transcript has a single exon. Gene Ontology annotation, biological process: translation. NCBI's taxonomy places the organism in Eukaryota, Viridiplantae, Streptophyta, Magnoliopsida, Ericales, Ericaceae. The coding region runs from base 80 to 547 and encodes 155 amino acids. Gene Ontology annotation, cellular component: large ribosomal subunit; ribosome.